GUCGCGCUUUUUGCUUUUUGUCACUGCUGUUCGCCGCUUCGUGGUGAAUCCAGGACAUUGUAGAGGACAACAAUCCACUACAUUCAUUCAUGUACCUAUGUGUCUGCCGCCCUCGGCUCCGACUCGCCGAGCAGUCAGUCCGUAGAGCUGUGGGUGCCGUUCCCUUGGAGUCGCUCCGAGUCUGAGCUGCACUGCACUCGGCGUGUUCCAGCUCGCUCACAGCUGCCCAGCAGUCACGGUCUGCCAUAUUUCUUCAGCUUUGCUUCACUUGCUCGCUCGUGUACUCGUCAUUCACUUUACCCUCGUUCCUUACAGUAUUCAAAGAGACGGCAUUCGCUUGUAUGUUUCUAACAGCUUCAUCUACCGCCAGCCUCGCGUUCAUGCUGCAAUCACCACAAAAAUGCCGCCUGACCCCGAUCAACAAGCCCCCGUCGUGAUUGACCUUUCCUCUGACACUGAAGAAGAUACAGCACCGGUGAGGCAGGAUUUUCCGUCGAGAGCAUCUCCACUGGCCGGUUGGAGAUUUCCGCCAGACGACGAUCAAAGCAAUGGCAGCGAGGACGAUGACCGCUCUGAUGUCUUUCACGAACUAGCACGUCGCGUCUCUUCCCCCGUACCGGACGUAUACGACAAUCCAGGUAACUCAUUUGACUUGGAGCCCAACGAAUGGCCAGCUGACGAUGCCUGGGAGGCUCUUCUAGCCGUUCCGAAUCUGGACGCUCGGCCAGACAACCCUGAUCAACGUCAAAGUGCGCCUGUUUCCCUAGAUGAAGCCCCAAGUGAUCGAUCAUGCGUUUCCUUGACAGAAGAGCAAGGUCUCGCCUUGGUAUUGCAGAUUUUCCCAGACAUAGCUCAUGAUCACGUGUUGCAACGUCUUCGUAAAGGCAAGGCCGGCGGCAACUACACACAAGAGUGGUGUAACACAGUUAUCAGUCGGAUUGCAGAUGAUGCUACGUAUCCAAAGCAAAAAGAUCGACUGAAGGAACUGAAGCGGAAACGCCAUACAUCAAGUAGUGAUGACGAAGCCACUAAAGAGCCGGUGCUACCGAACUCGCCCGUGGGAAAUAGUCCCAGAUAUAUACAAGACGCUAAACGCUUGUUGGGAAACGAAUUCUUAGACGUACCAUUACCCCACAUCCAGAACGUGCUACGCAACGAGCAAACCCCAUACCACGCAUAUCUAAAGCUACACUCACAGCAAAACGACAAUAACAUGCCCUUCAAAAAACUCCCCAGGCCUCGACAACCAUACCGGGCGUCGGGUGGAGCGCCCCCCGACGAUAAUCUCACGGCUAUGCUCCAGACAGCUAAGAAGAAAUGUGACAAGGAUAACGCGAAGCGCAUGAAGCAGAAAAAGGCAGAGCAGGAGGAACAGGAGAAUGAGAGGGCAGCCAGAGCAUCGGGUUCCAUCCAAGAUUGCGGUUGUUGCUACACGUCAUGCCCUCUUAACCGCAUGGCCUUUUGCAGCAGCGAAGAUGCGCACCCAUUCUGCUACGAUUGCGUGUCCAGCUACGUCAUGGCAGAGAUGUCUCAGGGCAAAUGUAGACCUGUCUGCAUGGAUACGUCCGGUUGUGGGAAGAACGGAGGCAUGUUCAAGCGGUUAGAACUGCUUAAAGCGCUGCGAGGCAAUACAAAAAUCUUGGAUAAACUGGAGCAGAUGCAGCAAGCUGAGGAUAUUAGGGAAGCAGGUCUAGAAGGCCUCGAACAGUGCCCCUUCUGCGAUUUCCAAGCAGAAUACCCGCCAGUCGAAGUUAACAAAGAGUUUCGUUGCGUCAACUUUGAGUGUUCGAAGACAAGCUGUCGGUUAUGCCGGCUGGAGACCCACGUUCCAAAAUCUUGCGAGGAGCACGCCAAAGACAACAAGCUGGCUCACCGUCACAUUCUCGAGGAAGCCCUCACUAAUGCUUUGACCAGGAAAUGCAACAAAUGCAAGAAAACCUUUCUCAAGGACUCAGGAUGCAACAAGAUAUCCUGUCCGACUUGUCACAAUAAGCAAUGUUAUUGUUGUGGCAAAGAUGUAACGGACUAUCAGCACUUUAGUGGCGUUUCCAAUACCCUGGAUAUGGGCUCCUCUGAAGCGAAAUGUCCUCUUUACGACAAUACGGAAGAACGACAUGCUAAAGACGUCGAGAAAGCCGAGAGAGUUGCGCUGGAGAAGCUCCGCGCAGAGAACCCAGGCCUAAGCGACGCAGAUCUAAAGAUCAAGGUGUCAGAUAAGGUGCAGCAGGCGGAAAAGAAACGUUUAGAAGAUGCCCGAAGGGUAGAGUUAGAGGGCAGACCGCACCCUCCAAAUAGACAACGAAUUGCAAGAGCGUAUGCCGAGGGAGUAGCGGGCCAUGUCCCCAAUCUCGCCCAUUUCGCCGACUACGUACCACCAGGCUUUGAUCCGGUGGGAAUGCCAUAUUUCGAUCGUCUCAACCAACGCUAUCUUGGCCAAGGGAUCAGACACCAUCACCAUGUCCAUCACCACCACGUCCAACUUCCAAACAAUGCUCCUCCUGUAGCUGGCAUCAAUCCACACGGUGCACUGAUGCUACCGGACUAUCUCGCCCGUGCGGAGCCUGGAGGACCACCACGCCAGAAUCGAAAUGUCAUGAUAAACCCGAUGGGAAAUCACAGGGAGCCGGGUGGUGGACCAAUACAGGACAUCCAGGACAUUCAGCGUCGGCCUGCCGCACCGCGUAUCGUACCUCAGGCUCAGCGAGGCGCUCCACCACAAGUGGAAGUAUACGCAGGCAUUCAGCCACAGGCAGCUAUACCACAACGUGCCAAUCCGCAGCAUGCCGUGCCUGGAGUAGCACAGAAUGACCGUCCACAAGUACCAAAUCCAUAUGGUCUGGUCGACGCGUGGCAACAAUUCCCGGUCUUGAACCACCCACCACCACUCUUCCAGGCGGCGGGAACACACGCCAAUAUCGCGCAGCAUCAGGAGAUGAACAGGCUUCGAAUGCUACAGUUCAUAGAGCAUGAGCGCCAACUUGUUGGCAUGCACGCACGACAGGCCGCUGCCAUGCACGAUCUGAACCGACGUCGCAUGAUGAUGGCCCGGGAGCUUCCUGCCAACGGCUUUCCGAACCCACAACCCGAUCAGGCUGUGCGUGACAGACAGCUUAUACGCGAUCAACUGAUCAGAGAGCAGCAAAGGCAGCUAUAUUUGGCUAGACAUCCUAGGCAGGAUCAUUGACAGCUUGGCCCUGUCGAGCUCCCAUUCAUUGAGUAGCAGAUUCCUCGCUUUAUGUUAAUUUCAUUCCCCAGAAUGGCAUAACGUGUGGUGUAAACUGCUUUCCUUGUCAUUCUUUCGUUGUUAAGGGGGUGGUGAAUGGGGGGUUUGUUAGCAUCAUUUCUUUUACGUGAAUCCGUCAUUCAAAGGUCCGCCAAACGCAAAGCCUAUUGUCAUCGCGGGGGGGUUGGUUAGCACAUUGCAGCAUUUUCGACUGGGCGGGCUUUUGCUAUCGUUACAAAGUCUAUUCUCACAUUUCCGAAUACCCAUAUGUUUUUUCCCCCAGUCAACGAUCCAUGGGGGUCGCACUUUCUAUAUGUACAUAUUAGUGUAGAUUUGAGCCCUGAGACUCGCGCUGUGAAUUAAUCGCUUAUAA
Molecule: messenger RNA, 3596 nt
Organism: Pseudovirgaria hyperparasitica
Lineage: Eukaryota; Fungi; Ascomycota; Dothideomycetes; Acrospermales; Acrospermaceae
Exons: 2
Coding region: 401-3184 (927 amino acids)
Source: RefSeq, a predicted model, not a curated record